Molecule: messenger RNA, 1026 nt
Organism: Solanum pennellii
Lineage: Eukaryota; Viridiplantae; Streptophyta; Magnoliopsida; Solanales; Solanaceae
Product: BI1-like protein
Exons: 5
Coding region: 1-888 (295 amino acids)
Cellular component (GO): membrane
Source: RefSeq, a predicted model, not a curated record
AUGACGAAUAUGCAAGAGCAUGUGCAAAUGGAUAUUUGGGAAAAUAUGGAAGCUCAAGUAGUUAUUGCGCAAGAAGGAGUAGUACAGAGCCGCCUCCAAGUUGCCAAACAAGCUUAUAUAUAUCACCUUCCAGGCAGAGAAAGAGAAAAAAACAAAUACGAAUGUCAGGAUUUAAAAGGUGAUGAUGUAGAAGAAGGAAGUACAACAACAUCAUUAUUGUUGUAUCCAGGAAUUCGAAAUGAUGAAAAUAAUCUUCGUUGGGAUUUCAUUUGCAAAGUUUACUAUAUCCUCGCCUCUCAGAUCCUCCUAACCACCAUCGUCUCUGCUGGAACUGUCCUAUACCUUUCCAUUAACAACAUCCUUCAUGGCAAAACCAUUCUCCUCAUUUACCUCUCUUAUGUAAUGUUGUUGCCUUUGUAUUUCUAUAGACGAAAGCAUCAAUUGAAUUUUGUUUUCCUUGGCAUCUACACUAUAACCUUGAGUAUCUCUAUUGGUAUAGCAUGUGCUAUUAUAAAUGGAAAAAUUGUGCUUGAAGCCUUGAUUUUAACAUCAGCUGUAGUUUUAUCUCUUACUGGUUACACAUUUUGGGCUUCAAAGAGAGGGCAGGACUUCAGCUUUUUGGGUCCAAUAUUGUUUGCUAGCCUCAAUGUACUUAUCUUGACUGGAUUUUUGCAGUUGUUCUUCCCUCUUGGAUCUACAGUCAAUGCUAUUUACUGUGCAGUAAGUGCUAUUGUUUUCUGCACGUAUAUUGUGUUUGAUACGUACAAGCUGAAUAAGAGAUUCACCUAUGAUGAAUACAUCUGGGCUUCUGUCCAUCUUUACCUGGACAUUCUCAACCUCUUCCUAGACAUUCUGCGAUUGCUCAGGCCGCGAAACACAACUAACUAGGUCCACAUUUCGACCAACUAUUGAUACUGUAUUAUUGUAACAUUGAUCUCUCUAUUCACUUACCUACUUACUCUCAUGUAGAAUAGUAUUUUGUAAACAAAAUAUAUGGAUUUAAUUUCAAGAAUAAAAUUUCAUUAA